ACAUCCUCUUUAUCAAGUUUUUCCAAAUUCACAAAACACGGUUUUAACCACGGUGAGUGAAGCUAAAAGAGCGAGUUUAGAUUUGCAGAGGUGCGUACUCUGGCUGCAGAAGCAAAAACACUCGCUACUGAAAGGAAAAAUUGAAGAAAAUGGCGUCUUCAGCUCUCUCCAGAAUAGCUAACCUCCAAAAACACUUCAAUCCCAACUCCAAGGGUGAAAGGGGAGUUAAGAUAUCCUCGGAAGUGGCAGAAGCUUUAGCACUUGGGAAAGCCGUGGUUGCUCUUGAAUCCACCAUUAUUUCUCAUGGAAUGCCAUAUCCACAGAAUUUGGAGACAGCCAAAGAGGUGGAGGCAAUCGUAAGGCAGAAUGGAGCAAUUCCUGCGACUAUUGCUAUUUUGGAUGGCAUGCCUUGCGUAGGUUUAUCCCUGGAAGAACUUGAGAGGCUGGCUAUCCUAGGAAGAAAAGCUCGAAAGACAGCUCGAAGGGACAUUGCACAUGUUGUAGCUACUGGAGGAAAUGGUGCAACUACUGUUUCUGCAACAAUGUUUUUUGCUGCAAAGGUUGGCAUUGCAAUAUUCGUCACUGGGGGUAUCGGUGGAGUGCAUAGACAUGGAGAGAGUACUUUAGAUAUUUCUUCUGAUCUCACGGAGCUGGGAAGGACACCUGUAGCUGUAGUUUCUGCAGGGGUGAAAUCAAUAUUAGAUAUUCCAAGAACACUGGAGUAUUUGGAAACACAAGGAGUUUGUGUUGCAGCAUAUCAGACAAAUGAGUUCCCUGCUUUUUUCACUGAAAAGAGCGGCUGCACGGCACCUUCUCGUGUUGACUCACCUGAGGAUUGUGCUCGACUAAUAGAUUCAAGCAUUAAUCUUGGGCUGAUGACUGGAAUUCUGAUAGCACUCCCUAUUCCAAGAGAACAUUCUGCUUCAGGAAACAUAAUUGAGUCAGCAAUACAGAAAGCUCUUAAGGAAGCUAGGGAGCAGAAUGUGACUGGCAGUGCUGAAACUCCUUUCUUACUUGCUAGAGUGAGCGAGCUAACUGGAGGGACCUCUCUUGCUUCAAACAUUGCUCUCGUGAAAAAUAAUGCGCGCUUAGGUGCUCAGAUUGCAGUGUCCCUCUGUCAGCUACGAGAUCAUAGUUGUAAAGGCCGAACAACUUUUCUCGUGGGAUUAAUUGGCUUUAAAUUCUUAUAUAUUCCCUCAACUAGAAAUUUCCUUUACCAUCCUACCUCGGGGUACCUAAUGGAGAAAAAGGGUUAGCAGCCAUGUUUUAAGAAGCCAACAACUAUAUAGGAACACUUGCAAAGCAUGGUAGAUCUGGACAUGAAACUUUCUAGAUUCUCAACGCUUCCCAAUUUCGUUUCUGGGUUUGGUCACACCAGGACUCUGUGCAUUGAUUGACCGUAAUAAACCUCCUUUCUUUACCACCAACACUAAUGUAAAAGCCACCCCUAAAUCACUUGUAAGUACCAGAAUCUUUUACAUUUCUCAAUUUAAGAAAAAUAGUCAUAUUUCUUCAAAAAGCCUUCAUUUCAUAGUCUGUAUGUUUUUCUUCCACUUGAAAGGAUAAAUGAAUUUAUUGCUUUUUUUCCUGAGUU
Sesamum indicum (sesame) is the source of this 1594-nucleotide messenger RNA. NCBI's taxonomy places the organism in Eukaryota, Viridiplantae, Streptophyta, Magnoliopsida, Lamiales, Pedaliaceae. The record is from RefSeq and is a predicted model, not a curated record.